Molecule: messenger RNA, 1335 nt
Organism: Cordyceps militaris CM01
Lineage: Eukaryota; Fungi; Ascomycota; Sordariomycetes; Hypocreales; Cordycipitaceae
Product: CoA-transferase family III
Exons: 5
Coding region: 1-1335 (444 amino acids)
Molecular function (GO): catalytic activity
Source: RefSeq, a predicted model, not a curated record
AUGGCUAGUGCUCGGAGAAUGGCCGUGGCCAUCAAUGGCUCCUGGCGGUCCCUGGUGCUACCACAUUCAAUGAGCACACGACGCUGGAAUUCGACGUCUGCCGUCGAGACCCCGCUGCCUCUGGAGGGAUACCGCGUGCUAGACAUGACGCGAGUCCUUGCCGGUCCUUAUUGUACACAAAUUUUAGGUGAUCUUGGUGCCGAAGUCAUCAAGAUUGAGCACCCUGUACGCGGUGACGACACACGAGCUUGGGGUCCUCCAUACGCAAAGUACACGCAAGAGUCUGGCAAGUCGGGCCCCGGCGAAGCCGCGUAUUUCCUCGGAGCAAACCGCAAUAAAAAGUCAAUUGGCCUGUCAUUCCAACACAAGGAUGGAGUGGACAUUCUGCAUAAGCUCGUGGCAAAGUGUGACAUUCUAGUGGAAAACUACCUCCCGGGCACUCUGAAGAAGUACGGCAUGGACUAUGAGACUCUUCGCAAGAUCAACCCCAGCCUCAUCUAUACGUCCAUUACCGGUUACGGCCAGACCGGCCCCUAUUCCAGCCGCGCCGGAUACGACGUCAUGGUCGAGGCUGAGUUCGGUCUCAUGCACAUUACUGGUGCUCGCGACGGCCCUCCUGUCAAAGUCGGCGUCGCCGUCACUGACUUGACCACAGGUCUGUAUGCCAGCAACAGCAUCAUGGCGGCUUUACUAGGAAGAGGCAAGAGCGGCAAGGGCCAGCACAUCGAUGUCGCUCUGAGUGACUGCCAAACAGCCACCCUCGCAAAUAUUGCCAGCAGCUGCCUCGUUAGCGGCAAGAGAGACACCGGUCGGUGGGGGACCGCGCACCCUUCCAUUGUCCCUUACAAAUCCUUCAAGACCAAGGAUGGCGACAUUCUCUUCGGCGGCGGCAACGACCGCCUCUUUGGCAUCCUUGCCGACGGUCUCGGCAUGCCCCAGUGGAAGGACGACGCCAAGUACAAGACCAACGCCGACCGCGUCGCCAACCGCGUCGAGCUCGAGGACAAGAUCGAGGCCCUCUCGCAGCAAAAGACGACGCACGAGUGGCUCGCCGUCUUUGAGGGCCGGGGCAUGCCCUACGCCGCCGUCAAUGACGUCCAGGACACGCUCAACCUCGAGCAUACCAAGGCCCGCAACAUGGUGGUCGAGGUUCAACACGGCGACUGCGGCCUGAUUAAGCUGGUCAACUCGCCCGUCAAGUUUUCCGAGACCCAGCCCGGGGUGCGGACGCCGCCGCCCACGCUCGGCCAGCACACCGACGAACUGCUGUCGGAGCACCUCGGCAUGAGCGAGGCCGAGAUUACUGCGCUGAAGGAGCAAGGUGUAAUCGGUUGA